AUGUUUGGGUGCAAUUUUUUUGGAACGAGAAGGACCGGGGAGCUCUCCCUGUCCCCUCUGCAGCUGCAAAACAGUGGCCGCUACCGCUGUGAGGGUUUGGUGAAAUCCUGGCUGAGAAGGUCAGCAGCAGUGACAGUGACAGUGCAUGAGCUCUUCUCUGUGCCGGUGCUGGAGGGUCCCCCCGAGCCCACCGAGGGGUCUCUGACUCUCAGCUGCCUCAGUACCCCCAGCCCCCUGCAGCCCCGUGCCCCCCUCCUGCACAUGUUCUACUGGGAUGGGCAGGUGGUGGGGGGCCCGCAGGGGUUCCCGCAGCUGCUGCUGCCCGCUGUGGGGGUCUCCCACUCGGAGAAUUACAGCUGUGAGGUGCGCUCCAAGGGGGGGAAUGUGCGGAAGAGCAGCGCCCAGAUCCACGUCACUGUGCACAGGGUCCCACCCUCGGGGGUAUCCCUGUUGGUGCAGCCCCCCGGGGGACAGGUGGCAUCUGGGGACAGCCUGGUACUGAGCUGUGCAGUGGCCACAGGGACAGGUCCCCUGUCCUUCUCCUGGAACCUGGAGGGCUCAGAAGCAUCGCUGGGCACCGGGCCCCGUCUGGAGCUGUGGCACGUUGGGGACAAUGACAGCAGCCAGUACCUGUGCCGGGUCAGUGACGGGGACAGCGUGGCUGAGAGUGACCCCCUGAAUGUCACCAUGCUGGUGCCCGUGGCCAAUGGCACCAUCACCCCCGGUCCCCUGGCACACCAGGUGCGCACAGGUGAUCCCGUGACCCUGCACUGCUCGGUGCAGGUGGGCUCAGCCCCUGUCACCUUCACCUGGCUGCACAAGGGGCAGGAGGUGGCCCGCGGUCCCCUCCUGGAGCUUGGGGAUGUCGAUGUGGGACAUUCGGGCAACUACCAGUGCGUGGCCACCAACCAGCUGGGACAGGAUGGGCACCGGCCUCUUAGCCCAGAGCUGGGCCUGGAGAUGACAUCUGGCUCACCCUGCCUCACAGGGCUGAGCAAACCACAGCCAGGCCACUUCCCCCAAAGAAUUCUCACCUCUGCAGCAGCUCUAAAGCUGCCAGAAUCAAAGCCAGGGGACUAG
Lonchura striata (white-rumped munia) is the source of this 1080-nucleotide messenger RNA. NCBI's taxonomy places the organism in Eukaryota, Metazoa, Chordata, Aves, Passeriformes, Estrildidae. The record is from RefSeq and is a predicted model, not a curated record.